AAAAAGAAACUCCGGAAUCUGGAUUCGGUGGGAAAGAUGCGUUUACGCUGCUGUUUUCAAACAUCAAUGUUUAUAAAUGUACCAAAUGUGAAUGGUUUGAUGUCAUAGCACAAACUGUAAGGUGCUAUAUUUUCUUAAUAUAGCGCUGGGAGUUAUAUUGUUUUUUUGUUUUAAGUUUUUACCCAAAUGUUUGGAAGUUUAUUUGAUGAUGAAAGGACGGCUGGUGUGAUGACUAGCGUGCACACAUUGCCAAAACCGAUGCCUCCUAACCGGCGUCUUCCUUGUGGACUGAGUGGCAUUGAAAAUCAAGGGGCUACAUGUUACCUGAACUCACUUUUGCAAACUCUAUUAUAUACUCCUGAAUUCAGAGAAGGUCUAUUCUCGUUAUCGGAUGCAGAACUUGGCUCCCUUGAAAACCGAGAAAAAGCCAAAACUAGAAUUAUUCCACUUCAACUACAGAGACUUUUUGCUAGAUUGCUUUUGGUAGACCAACAAGCUGCAUCAACGUCUGAAUUAACAGAUAGCUUUGGUUGGAGUAACAAUGAAGAACUCCAACAGCAUGAUGUACAAGAGCUUAAUCGAAUUCUAUUCAGUGCAAUUGAUUCAUCCCUUGUUGGGACGUCGGGUAAAGAUUUAAUUUCUCAGUUGUACCAUGGAUCAACUAUUACAGAGAUUGUUUGCCAAGUAUGUGGAAAAAUUAGUGAAAGAGAAGAAGAUUUUUUAGAUCUAAAUGUUAUAGUAGCUGGUUUCAAUAACCUUCAAGAUAGUCUAAAUGCCACAUUUUUGCAGACUGAGAUUAUGAAGGGUAAAAAUCAAUAUCGUUGUAGCACUUGUUGCAAUCUAGUUGAUGCUAAAAAGGGUUUGAAAAUUCAAUGUCUUCCUCCUAUUUUGACACUGUCCCUUUUAAGAUUUAGUUAUGACAUUGCCAAGGGUGAACGUUUCAAAGAAACUGGAAAAUUUACGUUUCCAUUUGAACUUGACAUGGCUCCAUACUGCAGCAAAGAGGAGAAACCAGAAGAUACAACAUACGAGUUGUUCUCUGUUCUUAUACAUAGUGGCUGCAGUUCCGGAGGACAUUAUCAUGCUUUUAUUAGAGAUGUAGAUUGUUUAGGAAAAUGGUUAGCUCCUGAUGAAGAAGUAAGUGGGUCUGGUAAGGAAAGUAACUGCAAUAUUCAAGAUCCAGUUCUUCUGAUCAAAACAAUACUGUCAGACAUUGAAGAUCAUUGUCUUCCUAUCGAAUUUUUAAGCUCAGAAAUUACAAAAUGGACUGGAAUGAGUUGGAACAAGAAGUUUAAAAGUACUUUUGGCACUAUUGGAAAGUUUCUCCAGAAGCAUAGUGAUGCAUUUCAUUUCAAUUCUUCUACAAAUAUUGUUUAUUUAAAUGCUGAAGCAAUGAAUUGUGACCCUGCACCUGAUUGCUCAACAGCUGGUACUAGCAGCAUGGAUUGCACACCUAGUAGUCCAAAGGAAACCAAGAAAUCUGCUGUGAUGAAUUCUCUAAAGUUAAACAUUUUUGAUAAAAAGAGAGUAUCGAACAAUUUUGGAUCUGUAAUGCAGAACUGGUUUGAUUUCAAUGAUUCCAGAGUUACCUCUAUUCUUGUAAAAGAUAUCGAAAAACAGUUUUCUGGUAAAGAAAGUGCCUAUAUGCUAUUUUACAGAAGAAAAUCUCUUGUAAGACCAAUAGAAGCUCGAGGCAAUCCUAAAUACAUGAUACCAGAAAAACUAUUAAGAUUAGUUGAAGAAGAAAAUGCAGAGCUUGAAAAGCUGAGAGAAGAAUAUGAAUUAGCUUUAAAUGCUAUAAACCUUCAAGUGCACUUAGGGAACAGCUAUAAAUGUACCAGUGGUGUUUUGGAACCUAAGCCAAAUGAAAUUAAUUACUUAGAUUUAAUCAUAGAUAAACGGAAACUCUUGCUAGAUUUAAGAGAUAGUAUAUUUAAAUUAUGUUCUGAACUUUAUCCUAGUCAAGAAAUUGUGUUACAUACAGCUCGAGAAGUUCCUGCUGGUUUACAUCUUUAUGAAGAACUGUCUGAAUCUCAAAAUUUUGAGUCUUUAAAAGAUUUAGGAAUCCUUGAGGGAACAAAAAUUUUUGUUUGGGAUGGGAAGCAGCUUGGAGGUGAACAUUUUGCAAUAGGAGUUGCUCAUGAGCCUGUUCUUCUAAAUCUUUCUAUCAAACUGCAAAAUGGAGAAACUGUGGAGAUGUCUCGUGGUUUUCCUAAAACAACUACAGUCACUGAACUUAAAAAUCUAAUUUCUAACCUUGUUCCUUUACCUUUGGAAGAUAUGCGUGUCAGCAGACUGGAUUUACAGGGAGAAGAAACAAGAUUGUCUCCAUUGACUGAAACUCAUAAUGCUCAUACACUCUCUGAACUCAGUUUCAUUGAUGGAGAUAACAUUGUUGCAGAAAGUAUGAGAUGUAGUGAUGUUCUUCUAAUGAAAGAAAUGUGCAGUAAAGUGACAAUUAUGGUGCAAAAUUGCUGUCAGGGAUUUAUACUUGAAAACAGUUCUAAUAUUCCUAUGGCAGAGCUUACAAUUGAUCUCGAUAGUACUGUCGAGCAAUUGAGAGCUCUUGCUGUGACUCAAUUAAAUUUAGACAACAACCGAAAUUUUAUAUUAAGAAAAUAUAUAAAGUCUCAAAGUAAAAGACCUCCAUUGCAUGAGCAUUACACCAUCCGUGAAGCUGGUAUUGUGGAAGCAUCUUGUUUAACUAUAGAGGAAGGUGAACCACCUGCUCCUGAUCAGAUAACAAUAAUGUUUACUGUUGGUAUUGGCUUAGGGGAUUCUGUAGAUUUUGAAGUUACUGUAAAUAAAAAUAUGAGUGUACAGGAAUGCUUACGGAAAAUGCUUUGCAUUGCUGGUCUAAAUGGAGAUGCAUGGCAUUUGCGUAAAACUAAUUGGUGCGGUGAGCCAAUGGAACAGUUAUCGCUUGAUGGCAUGACUUUAGAAGAUGAAAGCAUCCAACAUGGAGAGAAUCUUCUAAUUAUGGAAGGCCGUCUGCCUGCCAAAGGGUUUUUAACAUUCUCAAUUUGGUUGUUUCCUACUCUUGAAAACUGGACAAACUCUCAAAAGGGAAAUGAGUAUAUGAAUGGUCUGCACAGUGGUAUUGAAAAUUUGCUUCAAAGCUAUGGUGAUACAAUAAGAGAUGAUGCAAACAGGAGUAUAAAAUUGGGAGAUGUCGAAAUAUCCAAUGAGUCAACUGUUGCAGAUUUAAAAAAUACCAUUCUUACUCUUCCAACCUUAUCAGGAUUAUGCCUACCAAAUAUUAGGCAUCUAAGAUUACAAAUACUUGACAAUGGUAGGCCUGGUCGAGUACUACGAGGUCUCUCUAAUACUUUAAGGAAAUUGAAAGUUCAGUCUCAGUCAUUAGCUGCUAGAAUAUUAUAUCAUGAAGAAGAUUUAAUGCAUUCAGAAAUUUUGUUAAAUAUUCGUCAGAGACUGCCUGAAAUCAAACAAUAUACCGCACCUAUAGAAAUGGUUUGGGAAACUUCUAAAUCAUCUGGUCCUAAGGCUUUAAAGCAAGCUAUUGCAGACUGUGUGGGUUGCCCUGUAAGUAGGAUAGUAGCAGCUAAACAUUUUCCUGAAAAAUGUCAGUGGCUUAUAAUUGAUGAUGGAACAAGCUCAAAGAAAAAUACUCGCAAGAAAAGAUGGGGCACAGGAAAAUCAAAUUUGAGGAAUUCACCUUAUUUUAUGAAAGAUGGUGAUACAUUAGGUGUAAAGGAUCGUUUAAGUGAUCCUGAUGAUCAGGACGAUUUCCUAACUCAACAAGAUAUUGAAGGUCAAGAAAUCUUAAGAAUAGCUGCUGAAAAUAAACGUAUUAAACGGCAAGAAGAUAAAAGUCCUUCCAGAUGUGGUGAAUGGAUGUUAGGUGGAAGUGACCGAGAACUUCCUAGGCAUGCUAAAAAGUGUGAAGUAGGAAUUACAAUCCAUGUAGAUGAUUUUACUUGAGUUGCUCUACAUUUUAGAACCUCUGCUGUUAAAAUAUGACAGAUAGUGAUGAACUUUGGAGAUGGCGAAUAUGAAAAUCCACAUCUCCGAAGCCAAAAAUAUUUUUUGAGAGACUAGCAUCAGAUUCCUUUAAAUACUACGCUGUGCAUAAUAUUGAUGUUUGAAACUGCAUUUUGUUUUGAUAAAAAAAAUUGUAAACACUAUAUACAAAAAUCUGUGUAAAUAAUAUAAGUUUAUAUGAAAUUGUCUUAUAUUUAUUUAAUUUUGGAAGCAAACCAGGGUAUGUUUUUACUGUUGCUUUAGCAAGUUUUUCUCUUGGGUUCGCUGGGAAAUAUUUGCAGAGCACUCUGUUUUGAUAGAAUGUGUGAAUGGUAAGUUACUUUUAUAUAAUUUUUUUUAAAGAAACUCUAAUGCAGAGUUUUUUUGUUGCUUUGCUUUGUAUAUUAAAAAGUAGUGUAUAUAGUUUAUAUGUGAUAAAGAAAAAAAUUGUGUUUCUAAAUUUUGAAGUUUGAAACUAUAAAAAAAGUUAUUGUUAAACGUUCUUUUUUCCCCCUCGAAAGAAACAAAAUAAUAAUAAUAAUAGGUGUUAAAUUUUGUUUGUAGAUAUUGAGAAAACUUAAAUUUCAUUUGAUCUCAAUGUAUUUCAAUUAUUGGUGCUACUAAAUAUGUAAUAAUAUAGGAAAAUAAAACUCAUUAUAAAAUUGUUUUUGAUAAUUCUUUUUUUAAUAAUUUUUCCAAUUUGAAUAUUAUUGAAAUAUUUGAAUAUUAUGCAGAAUUUCAAAUUUCCUGCAUGUACCUAGCUUUUGCAAUUCAAAUCUUUAUAAAAAAUAUAUUUAUAAUCCAUACUUAUUUAAAUAAAAAAAAGAAGCUAUUUUGAAAUAAACAUUUCUCAUAAACAUUGAAUAAUAGUUUCUAGAUUAGAAUACCAUUAAAAAUAAAAUAUCUAGUAUUUUCACAAUACUCAUUAUCAAUGAUAAAAGAUUAAAGCAUCUACCAAAAUUAAUUUGGUAGCUUUUUGAAUAAAUUAACUUACCAUGUUGAUUUUUCAUACAUUUUGUGAUCAUGAGAUAAGACUAAAAUUAGUGUGUAUCUAGCGUAAUUGUUUAAAGAUUUAUAGGUUUCUCAAGAUGCUAUUAACUAUAUCUAAGACAAAAAAAAUAUAUAUAUAAACACUAUAAUUUUCACUGACUGCUGGCACCACUAAGAUAAGACUGUUAGACUAAAACAUAGUGCAAAAAUUUUAAUAUCAUAACUUUUCAAAAAAUUUUGCUUUCAUAUUCCUCUAUGCAUUUGUUAAUCUUGUAUUGCCUCAUAUUCAUAAUAAGAAAGUAGAAGAAGGGAGUAGUUAUAAAAUUCUGACUCUCAAUAUUGAUUGUGAAACUAUUCAUGGUGUUAAUACUCAUUAGUCCUCCUCCUCCUCCUCCCCCAUUUAUUAUUGAUACAGACACACAUGGAGUUGUUAGAUUACAGUACAAGUAUUUUUGUACAAACAUUUUUCUGUUGCACUCUCAAUCUUAUCAAGAUAGUGCUAGCAGUUUAUGAAAAUUACAUUUUUUUAUAUCAUUUGUUACAGAGAUUGGUAAUAGCAUCUGUCACAGGUUUAUUUUGUAAUUUUCAAAGGCCAACAAAAUUAGCAUACCUGGACAUACUUUUACUCAAAGUAAAAUGUGUGUUUUUAAAAUAAAAAUUUUCAACAGACUAUUUUUUACGGUUGUAUAACUAUCCUAAAAAGUAUUUUGUGAUACUUGUGUAUUUUUUUAUUGCCUGCAACCUAAAAAGAAUUAUUUCCCCUUGAAAUUUACUUCUUUUAAUGAUACCUGUAGAUAUUUAUGGGCCCUGAUUCAGAUGAUUUUUUUAGAUUACAUCAAGAUCAACCCAAGUUCCAUUAUGCAUAAUGCAACCAUCUGGGCAAUAUUUCUUAUUUGCUUGAUGAUUAAACCUAGGGGCCAUAAAUAUCUGCAAGUACCUUAUUAGCAAACAUUUUCUAUUCUCUCAGCUACAUUGAAUUUUUAAUAUACUGUAAUUAAAAUUUAUUGAGAUACAUUGCUCAUUGUGAUAUAUUCUGUGUUUAGUAAGUUCUUUGCCUCUUCUAAUAAUUGUAGAUAAGCUGUGUUUUUAAGAUUCUGGUAUUCUCUGGAUUAUGUGUAAACAUUCAACUAAUGAUCUAUGAUGAUUAACACCUACUUUAUAUAAAUUCAAAGAUUUUUUUUAAGUAUUUCAUGCCACACAUUUAUAAAAUUGUCACCAUCAGUGUUAAGUUGCUAUAAGAUAGUUAUUGUUUGAAUGACAAACUUUUUUUAAUUAUUUAAACUGAAAUUGAAUAUGAUAUUUAAUAUGAAAUAUUAAUAGUCAUAAAAUAAGUACAUUUAUUGCUGAAAAAAUUUACAUGAUAUUUGAAAACUGUUAUUUUUUAUAUAUAUGCAUUAACAUUUUUUUCUUUAAAGUAUCAUAUAAUAACCACUGAAAUUGCAGAAUUUUAAAUUUGCAACUACAAAAUAGUGUGAAUAAUUCCAAUAAGAAAAAUUUGUCAUUAAUUGAAAAGACUCGAGACAAGUGUAAUCGAAAUUCAGUUAUUUGAUACACAAUGUCAUGCAAUUUUUUUUUAUUAAGUUUGGAAAUUUUUUUAUUGAAAUUUUUAUAAAGUAAAAAUAAUAACAAUUUUUUGUAAUAAAAAUUCUAUAUGGAUUACUUGAGUUUCACUUAAAGAAACUAUAUAUCCAAACAAUAAAAACCUUAGCAAUACUUUCUUACUUGAAGUAUGAAUUCUUUCAUUGUGUUUUCAAAACAUUUUGACAUCACCUAAAAUGCUUUACUUUUUAAAUAUAUUCAUUUUGUUAUAAUUUAUUUUUGUCAUUCCUUACCGAUAAAAAGUUUUAAAUUGUUUAAAAUUAUUUAAGAAAUAGAUGCUUUAAUCACACCCACUCCCAUUUCCUCUUCCUUCUUUUUCAUAUUAAGUCUAAUAUGAAAAAGGAAUCAUAAAAGCAAUUAAUUUUAUAUAAAAAUGAAUAAUGAUUUCUUAAAUUGUUUAUCUGGUGUGUAUUUGUUGAUGCUUAUUUUUUUAGGGAAGCAUUAAAUAUGCUACAUAAAAUAAAUUAAAUAUAAACCAAUUCAUAAAGUUUGAUUUCUGUAAUACUUCAAUUUUAUGAUACAAUAAUUUAUCUCUUAGCACAUUGUGUGUAAAUAAUGUUCCUGAAUUUCAGAAAUGUAUGUUAUUUAAAAAAUAUUUACAUAAUUAUCAAUUAUGUAAAGAUAUUUAUAUGGUAUUUGCUGGCUUUGAUUCUAUGUUGCAGACCUUAAUUUUUCUUAAUAUUGGUUUCUUCACUUUUCUUUAAAUAAUUCUGAAACUGAAAUAUUGGUGUGAUGAUUCCUGGUUGUGUCCAGCUUUUGGUAUGAAUGUCUGAAAAUGAAUUUUGUUAACAAAAUUGAGAAUGUUUGCCAUAAUAUUUUGUGUAUUCUUUUAUAGUGUUACUAUUUAUUAAAUAAAUUUAU
Argiope bruennichi is the source of this 7431-nucleotide messenger RNA. Its product is annotated as ubiquitin carboxyl-terminal hydrolase 40-like. The transcript is spliced from 30 exons. Gene Ontology annotation, molecular function: cysteine-type endopeptidase activity; cysteine-type deubiquitinase activity. Gene Ontology annotation, biological process: protein deubiquitination. Lineage: Eukaryota; Metazoa; Arthropoda; Arachnida; Araneae; Araneidae. Bases 187 to 3942 code for a protein of 1251 amino acids. The record is from RefSeq and is a predicted model, not a curated record. Gene Ontology annotation, cellular component: cytosol; nucleus.